GUCGAUCCAUCCCUCCAUCCGCUCUCUCUCUCUCUCUCUCCCUCUCCGCGCGCACUGCACCGUAUAAAUGCCAACAGCUGAUCGCGAGAGUCACACUCACGAGAAGCUGCAUGCGGCGACAGAGGCAACGAGACGAGGGGAGGACAGAGAGGGAUGCCGUCGAUCCAUCCAUCCAUGCCUUCAUCCAUCUACGAGGAAUGUUUUGGUGAUCCUCUGCGCGUUAACGCGGCGACCAUCAACAGGAACUAAGGACUACUUCUGCGGGGGAAGAAACAAGACUCCUCAGAGAAGCUUUUCAAACAUCCCUUACCUCUUCUACCUCUGUCUCAUCUACUUCAGAGACAUCCUUCUUUCACCUCUUGCUCUCUUUUUAUUUUUUGUUUUGUUUUUUAUUUUCGUUCAUUUUUUGGGGGGGAGAGGGGGGGGUCCUUUUCCCCUUUUUUUGUUUUUGUUUUGUUUUUUGACAUCUCUUCGACAACUCUCCCUCCUCGAUUUUCUGGUCUUCCGCCCGCUUGCAGCGCAAACGCCACAAGGCACCCCCCAGAGGGAGCUGUCCGGUGCUGAAGUUGCAUUUCUUUCCACUGAGCAGGCAGAGGACAGACGCGCGCGCACGCUCAAGCAGAAAACCUGACUAAAAACUGAAAAUUCAGCACCACUCAACUCUCCCAUCGGAUCUGUUUCUUCUCCGCGCGCUUCCUGAAGACAAUCUUCCCGCCGUCCGCCGCUCUGCUUGGCGUUUUUUACGGAGCCAUCAGCACGCUGGCCAGGCCGUCGGCGCUCGAAGUGUGUGUGCCGCCACGAUUGUGAGAGUGUGUGCAGUUGCGUUUGAGUGUGUGUGCGCCCAACAUCAUGCCAAGGUCUUUCCUGGUGAAAAAGGUGAAACUGGAUGAUUUCUCCAACGGGGCGGACCUGGAGAACGCCUACCGGCACAGGACGGACCUCAGCCUGCGGCUCCACGACAAAGGUGGCUACAUCAGUGACUACAUCAGCCCUGUCGUGUAUGACGGAGAGAGUGAUGGUGGCAUCAAGGUGCCCUCUCCCGAUCCCCUCUAUGAUGGUAUCCACAGCGACUACGGCGCUCCUGACUCAGAGUCUCCCGAGAGUCCCAGCUCAGAGAUCACGGAUGGCUACAUCAACGGCGACACUGCAGUGAGUGAGGGUUACACAGUUGAUGCCUUCUUCAUCACCGAUGGCCGCUCAAGAAGAAAAGCUCUCGGCAGCCCCAGGAGCCUUCAGAGGCACACCUGCAACGAGUGCGGCAAAACCUACGCCACGUCUUCCAACCUGAGUCGGCACAAACAGACACACCGCUCGCUGGACAGCAAGCUGGCAAAGAAAUGCCCGACCUGCGGGAAAGUGUACGUGUCCAUGCCUGCCAUGGCCAUGCACCUGCUCACUCACGACCUCAAGCACAAGUGUGAUGUGUGCGGGAAAGCCUUCAGUCGACCGUGGCUCUUACAAGGUCAUAUGCGCUCGCACACAGGCGAGAAACCGUUUGGUUGCGCCCACUGCGGGAAGGCUUUCGCGGACCGCUCGAACCUGCGCGCUCACAUGCAGACUCACUCGGCCUUCAAGCACUUCAAGUGCAAACGCUGCAACAAGACCUUUGCGCUCAAGAGUUACCUGAACAAGCACUAUGAAUCUGCCUGCUUCAAAGGCCCCUUCUCCCCUCUUGGCCCCCUAGAUGCAUGACAGCUUAAAAAGAUCAAACAACUGACAAAAGCGCAGACAUGAAGUACCAUUAUCCUUAAAGACUGAAACGCAGACAGUAUAUUUUUGGGUCAGAGAACGACCUUGCUUCCUCGUCCUCAACCCGUCCUUUUACUUCCGCCCCAACACACUUUCCUUGGAGCCUCUUGAUGAUGAACAUAAUGAAGAUAGCACAAUUUUUUUCCUCCUUGAGAUUUGCCCACUUAAGGAUUUAACUGAUCGACGCAUGCACUUCGUCAAAAACUCUUGACCUCUUCUUCCUCGGCCUGUUCAGGAUAGAGACAUUAAUACUAACAAAGCUUCCUCUCAGCAUCUAGAUUUAGUACGACAGCGUAUUUUUUGGGGGGGGACAUUGAUGAUGAGAAUGACAAGAAAGACUUUAGUGAGCCUAUAGCUACUAGUUUUCUCUCUGCACUGAAAUGUGGUGAGUUUUUCAUUCAGAGUUUUCUUUUUUGAGGGAAAGGGGGGGUAUAGUUGUAAUAAUAAUAUUGAUAAUAAUGCUAAUAAUGAUGCUCUGCUGCACCAAGUGACCAUUAUCCCCUCCACUAUUGAGGUAUUUAUUUGUUUUUUUUUAAAACUUAUUUAUUUAUUUAUUUAUCUAUUUAUUUUUUUUUUUUUUUUUCAGUUAUAUUUUUAUAUGUGAUUUGAUACUUAUUAAUUUGCACUGUAUGUUGUUUACAUGUGUGUUGGAUAAAUGCCAAGCUCUUUUUAACCACUACAGGCCAAAGCAUAAGUCACUUUUCUUUUUAAACUUUGUCGUUUAUUUAUUUUUUCAAAUAUGUUGUUUGUUUGUGUUUUUUAUAUAUUAACAUUGUUGCAUGCAAAAAAAGAAAAAUAAUAAUAAUAAUAACAAUGAAACCUAUGCCAACAUCUUAAAAAAAGCUUAUGAUUUUUUUUGCCAAAUUACUAUAGAUAGAACCCGAGGGCAAUAUUUUUUUCUCUUGGAGCCUCCAUAGGACUCUUCAAAAGCAAUAAUCACCUAAUGCAUGGUAUUUUAUGAUGAAGUUAUGAAGUAUUACCUACUACUGUAUAGCAGUUUUGAAAAUCAGGUAUGUCUUCACCUAUAGUCAUAAACAGAAAAAAUACUAAUAUUACAGACAUCAGGGAACAUGCCAAUGUAGUGUUAGAGCAACAAAAAGAAAAGUCCCGUCUUUACUCUCUUGUUAUGCACUGCCUGCCUCUUAGUGAGUAGAACCGUUUAGGUUGUAGGCUAGAGAGGCUGGGAUCAGCUACCUGCUGGGUGUGAUACCUCUUAUAGGACAACUAGUAUGUCACCCUGAGAGACCUGAACUACACUAACAUUGAGAAAAUCUACAAGAAAAAUAAAAUAGCGGACAAGGACUAAUCAGAAACAAUCACUGACGUAGACGGGUGACACUUAAAUAUGUUGUUUUUGUGUCACGGGUCCACAUAAUGAAUAUCACACCUAUUCUAUUGUAUUGAUCUGCAGGAAGCAAACAUUGAGGAAUUGUGACGAGAUGCAGACAAGUGUAAAAUUGCAGGUAACUGUAAGUAUGCUUCCAAUAGAAAACCAAGGUGAAGUUUGGUGCAUUGCUGAAGUUGGACCGAGGUCAACUUUGACUGCAAUGCAUUAUUCAACAAUCCCUCCAGAGCACUUCCAUAGUAUAAAGCGUGCAAUCUCCAGCAUGCACUUUGGCUGGAUGAUUACCGUUGAGCUCUUACAGUCACUAACAGAGGCAACAUGUCACUCAGCCCUGAUUGUUCCGCAGCAGGUUCUGUUCAUCCCCUCUGGGCCAACUAUAGGCUAUGAGUGAAUUACCUACAAAUGGGUUAACGCUAAUGAGCCCCUAACUCACAGAUGACUAGUUAUCUAGGUAGUCAACAGUGGUGUUGCUGAACCCAGUUCUCUGCAGCUCAGAAACCCCUUUUUUCCAGAUUCAUGGAGCUUCCCAAGAGACAAACCGAGGACACCCACUAAUCACUAGGUGCUUCUUUUAUUUUAGUUCAUAUUAUGAAACUGUAAAGAAACAUUUUUAAUAAUGUAUGUGCGAGAGUGCAUGAGUGCACAUGCAAGCACACAGUGCCUGCUGAUGAGCCAUUUGGAAUCACAGAAUCCGUCCGCUGUCAAGCUUUUGCAAUUAAAACCUUUGACAAAAGACAGUGUGCUUCCUCAGAAUGAAGGUUUUUUAGUGAUUUCUGUCCACAUUUUUAGGUUAUUGAAAGAAACUGACACAGCACAAUUAUGGUGACACUAGUCAUGUGCAAUGAUGGACCGGCUUCACAUCAAAGGCACCUGCAUCUGCAACAAAGUCUCAACGUAUGGUUUUUCAAGCAUUUGAUUGCUUGAUUAAACACAUUUGACAUUGGCAGUAGAAAUAAAACGUUGUCACUAAAAAAGAAAAGAAACAAAAAGGUAAAAAAUAAAUCUGAGUUUGUUCUGAAAGAUUUGACAGAGAUUUGGGAAAAUUGGGAGUAAACCUCUGCAGUAUUAUUUUUUAAUCUUCCUUGGUUUAUUAACAAUAAAAAGCAUUACCUUUAUAAACAAUGUUGCUCUAUCAUGAUUAUUUGAAACAUUUGGGUUAAACUCCACGGCAGUGGUUAAGUACUGUGUAAUCAGACGAAGAUAAUAAACAAAAUGACUUUGUAAUUACAACUUUGAGCUUUAAAACAGCAGUUGCAGUGUCUUAUGGGUAUUUUGUCCAUCAUCAAGCUGUUCGGAAAGAUCAGUGAGUCUGUUUGCAUGUGUCCGUCUCUGGGUGAGCUCCAGGUCUUGCCUCCUUAAGCACUUCCAUCAUUUUCAUCUCCACCUUAAAGAAAGUAGCACAAUGAAACUAACUAGAAUUCAGGUAGAGAAGAACAAAAAACUUCUAUUAGCUUGACCUCUCUUCUUCUUUUUGUUUUUGUAUUUCCAAGUUAAAGAAUGGUGAUACCGUAAUUAAUCGUUUAUUGGGGGAAAAUCCUUUGGACUAAGAUGUUUUUACUGCUGUAUAGCAAAAUCUGACACACCUUAUCUCAGGAGGUUUGGAUCUCUGGUGCAGAGGGAGGACCUCCUGUCUUUUUUGAGCCAGUAUUCAGAAAAUGUAAGCACAAUGAACACAAAGCAUUUUGUGGCACUUCAUAAUAAAGAAUAAUCUUAACCAACCAAA
Messenger RNA from Oryzias latipes (Japanese medaka), 4817 nucleotides. RefSeq names its product transcriptional repressor scratch 1. Lineage: Eukaryota; Metazoa; Chordata; Actinopteri; Beloniformes; Adrianichthyidae. Gene Ontology annotation, biological process: regulation of DNA-templated transcription. Gene Ontology annotation, molecular function: DNA-binding transcription factor activity, RNA polymerase II-specific; RNA polymerase II cis-regulatory region sequence-specific DNA binding. The record is from RefSeq and is a predicted model, not a curated record.